GGGCGCAGUGACGUCCCUUCCGCGUCUUCCUGUGUGGCGGCGGUGGGUGCGUGCCGUGCGGCUGCUUCUCCGUCUGGGCCAUGGCGAUGUCUGUGGGCGAGGUGGGCGCGGGGUCAGGCGGAGGAGUGAGCCGGCUGAGGCGGCAGCUGGAGUCCGGGAGCUACGCGGCCGAGGAGUACGUGAAGCAGCUCUCUCAGCAGUCGGAUGGUGACCGGGACCUGCAGGAGCACCGCCAGCGCAUCCAGGCCCUGAGCGAGGAGACGGCGCAGAGCCUGAAGCGCAACGUCUACCAGAACUACCGGCAGUUCAUCGAGACGGCGCGCGAGAUCAGCUACCUGGAGAGCGAGAUGUACCAGCUCAGCCACAUCCUCACCGAGCAGAAGGGCAUCCUGGAGGCCGUCACCCAGGCCCUGCUCCUCCAGGCCGAGCGCGACGACCCCGCCAUGGCCAGCGCACGCAGAGCCGCCGCGGCCGCGGGGGCUUCCUCGGACCCCCAUGCCAACCCCUUCCUGCCCCUCUCGGCCAAGGAGGCCUCCGCCAGCGAGGAGGGACGCCGCCGGACCCUGACCACUCUGCUGGAGAAGGUGGAGGGCUGCCGCGACCUGCUCCCAGAGAGCCCCGGCAAGUACCUGGUCUACAAUGGGGACCUGGUGGAGUACGACGCCGACCACAUGGUCCAGGUCCAGAAGGUGCACGCCUUCCUCAUGAACGACUGCCUGCUGGUAGCCGCCUGGCUGCCCAACCGGCGGGGCACCUACCGCUACGACGCCCUCUACCCUCUGGACGGGCUGGCCGUCGUCAACGUCAAGGACAACCCACCCAUGAAGGACAUGUUCAAGCUCCUCAUGUUCCCAGAGAGCCGCAUCUUCCAAGCUGAGAAUGCCAAGAUCAAGAAAGAGUGGCUGGAAGUGCUGGAGGAGACCAAGAGGAGCCGCGUCCUGAGCGAGAAGCGGAGGCUGGAACAAGAAAUCCCGGCAAGGGCCCCUCCGCAGACCCCCCCAGAGACCACCAACCCUUUUGAGGAGGAUGAGGAGGAGGAAAGGGGGACACCCGAAGAGGAAGAAGAAGCGGUAGAUCUCUCCCUGGAGUGGAUCCAGGAGUUGCCAGAAGACCUGGAUGUCUGCAUCGCCCAGAGAGACUUUGAAGGGGCGGUCGACUUGCUGGAUAAGCUGAAUGAGUAUCUAGGGGACAAGCCUGUGACCCAGCCAGUCAGGGAGUUACGAGCAAAAGUGGACGAAAGAGUCAGGCAGCUCACGGAUGUGCUUGUGUUUGAGCUCUCUCCAGAUCGGUCGCUGCGAGGUGGGCCCAGGGCGACCCGCCGCGCCGUUUCUCAGCUCAUCCGGUUGGGCCAGUCGACCAAGGCGUGUGAACUUUUCCUGCGGAACAGGGAAGCUGCUGUUCACACGGCCAUCCGGCAGUUGCGCAUUGAAGGUGCCACUCUGCUGUACAUUCACAAGCUCUGCCAUGUCUUCUUCACCAGUUUGCUAGAGACUGCGAAGGAGUUUGAGACGGACUUUGCUGGCAACAGCGGCUGCUAUUCGGCUUUUGUUGUGUGGGCCCGAUCCGCUAUGAGGAUGUUUGUGGAUGCAUUCAGCAAGCAGGUGUUUGACAGUAAGGAGAGCUUAUCUACUGCUGCUGAGUGUGUAAAGGUGGCGAAGGAACACUGCAAGCAGCUCAGUGAGAUUGGGUUGGACCUGACUUUCAUCAUUCAUGCCCUGUUAGUGAAGGAUAUCAAAGGCGCUUUGCAGAGCUACAAAGACAUCAUCAUUGAGGCCACAAAGCAUCGCAACUCUGAAGAGAUGUGGAGGAGAAUGAACCUAAUGACACCAGAAGCUUUAGGAAAGCUUAGAGAAGAAAUGAGGAGCUGUGGUAUCACCAGUUUUGACCAAUACACUGGUGACGACUGCUGGGUGAACCUAAGUUACACAGUUGUGGCUUUCACAAAACAGACAAUGGCUUUCUUGGAGGAAGCCCUCAAACUGUACUUCCCAGAGCUGCACAUGGUUCUGCUGGAAAGUCUGCUGGAGGUCAUCCUUGUGGCUGUCCAACAUGUUGAUUACAGUUUACGCUGCGAACAGGACCCUGAGAGGAAGACAUUCAUUAGGCAGAAUGCAUCGUUCCUCUACGAAACUGUUCUUCCAGUGGUGGAGAAGCGGUUUGAGGAAGGAGUUGGGAAGCCAGCUAAGCAGUUACAGGAUCUCAGGAAUGCUUCAAGACUGAUGCGUGUUAAUCCUGAAAGUACUACCUCUGUGGUGUGAAAUGUAAUGCCUCAAUCCUUUUCAUAUAAAUUUUGUAUAUACAUGUAUACACAUAACCUUUUUUUCAAUCCCCUAACAGUAGCCAAAUCUAAGAAGGCUCCCUUUAGUGGGUAAUGUAUUGCAAAUAAAAUGGAAAGGAAAGAAAAUGGAAAACUUAAAGUAAAUACUGUAGUUGGAAAGCCACAUUCCCUCCAAAGGUCUGGUUGUGGCAUUUUAGGUAAAGGAGAUUACCUGGUGACAUAAAAUGUUUUGGUCCAGAACCUAACAAGUUAAUAUAGAUAUAAUUAUACUAAUUAGAAUAUGAUAAAAAAUAAUUGCUAAUGAAUAUUCAUUUGUUUUGUAGGAGCAUAACUGAUAUAGGAUACACCUAGCAAUUUUAUUAUAUUGGGUUUCAGAAGAAGAAAAAUAACCUAUUUGGGAAACAAAAUACAUACAUACAUAAUUCCCUCUUAGAGAAUUUGAGAAAAAAAUGGUAAAAAAUUUAGUGCAUACUUUAUUUCAAAAAGAUUUAGCUUAAAAUUCCUAUGAAACCGAAAACUUGACAUGACAGUAGAAUUCAAAGUCUUUUGAAGUUCAUUUCCAGUGUACAUCAUGAAACUUGGCAGCAGUAAAUAUUACAGUAAUUGUAAAGAGGUCAAAUAUGUGUCUGGUUGAUUUGUAGCAGAUGAUAAAGGAAUAAGUAAAGUGCUAGUGCCAAAGAGACAUCCCAAGGAGCUAUGUGCACAAAGAAAACAAGCAAAUGGUUGGAUUUUCCUGCAGUUUUGCUAGUGUUUUUGCAAUCCAAGCACCAAAUCUGUUUAUUUAACUUUUAAAAAUCACUCUACAUUUUUAAUUAGAUGUGUUGGAAACUGCAGAGAAAGUACUGCAAUUCCCUUGUACCUAUACAUACAUGUCUGCAGAUAGCGCACAGUGUUUCUUUGUGCCAUACAUCUCUGGAUUGUCACUAGUGCUGUUAACUGAAGGAGAGGUAUAUAAACCAUGACCAAGCUGAUUCUCUGUUUAUGUAGCAUAGAAGAAUUAUGGCUGAAAAUAUAAAUGAAACUUUCCAGAUUACCUUAAUACUGGGACCUAUGGAAAUUUCAUGAUGGGGUACAAAUCAUCAAUUUGCAAUCAGGUGCUGAAGGGUGCAAUGGGACUAACCAUAUGUAGGUAGCAAGAAGCUUUUAGAUUAUUGCAAGUGGAAAUUGGGGUGGAGUCAUGCAUGAAAUGAGGGAGCAAAAACCUCUAAGGACUGUAGCUGAGGCCUAAUGAUAGCAAUUUCAUCUGUAGGUCUGUGCAAGUGGUAUUGUGUAUAAAAUGUGCAGGCUGGUUUUUUUCUUUUCAAGAGCAUAUGGGAUUCUCUCCAAAUCUAAUGCUGUCUACUGUAGCAUUCCCCAGCAUGAUGCCUUCCAGAUGUGCUGAUAUGCCACUCACAUCAUCUCCGUGUUGGCUGGUAGAAGAUUAGGGUUGUAACAUAACAUAUCUGGAAAUCAAUUUGGGAAAUGCUGAUCUCUAUGGUGAGCCACCCCACCCCCCUCAUUUCCUGUGUUCUCUGUUCAACCAGAAUUAAUAGCACAAAAAGGACAUAUUCCAACUGGCUAUAAAAUGAGCCUUACAGUCAGUCUUCAGCAAAGUGAAAUGCAAUGUCUGGGUUGUAUGAUGAAAGUAUUAAACCUUCUAAUUCACUAUUGUGAUCUUUAGAUCUACACAGUGGAGAUUUUGUGCCUUUGGUAGGGAGGGCUGGCAUCACUGUCAAAACUAUUGGAAAUAAAACAUAAUUGCCCAGAGAGAAGAGAUGUAGACAUUACCUCUUUCUUACCCACAAAAGCUUGGUUCAAACAGUUGAGGGAAGUCUCUUGUCUGUUGCUGCUAGCAGUUCUUAUGGCAGGAAUACUUACCUGACUAUGGUUCAUGUGUAGCUAAAUUUCUUCAGCUUCUUUUUUCUCUCCAAAAAGGUAUAGACUAGAGAAUGUGGUAGACAGUAUUCACUCUAGAGUACCAUGGUGACACAUGCAUUUACACCAAAGGAGAUUAGAUAAGAAUUUAUCACUUUAUUGACUAGAGCAGGAAAGAAUAAUACAGAAGCAGUUUUUUGGUCUCUAGUGAUUGUAUCGCUUAAAUACAACCAUCUUCUUGCCAGUACACUCCAUCCUGUAAUCUUAGCAGAUCCAAGAAAUUGACAUUUCAUUCAAAGACAAGAAUCUCAUCUAGUGAUCAGAUGUUUGAAGAUGUCCCUGAUUAUCUUUGUUUAUAGAACAGUUAUGAGUAUUGCACAACCCUGAAUAAUCUUGGUCUUUAAUCAUUUAUUAUUCUGUUUAUGCCACAUCCAAGAGUAUAUGGAGGUCAAAUUCUUUAUGAAAGAGAGCAGUGAUAUAUACUUAAACUUGCCAGUUUUCUUGUAUGUAUUUAAGUGUAAGAGAGAUAAGCCUGAAAGGUUCUGAACAUUAAAAUCAUUACCAUCAUCAUCUCUUUACACCCCAGCUUUCCCUCCCAAAUUAGGGACUUAUCACUUAAUAGCAAUAGCAUUUACAUUUCUAUACUGGUUCCUAGUAAACUCAGCACUCUCUAAGCAGUUUACAGUGGGUAAGGCAAUUGCCCCCAGCAUGCUGGAUACUCAUUUUACUGGCCUAUGAAAGGAUGGAAAGCUGAUUCUUCCUUGGAGUCGUGGGAUUGAACUCACAACGUUGUGGCUGCAGUAGCAGCAUUUAAGCACUGCACCACCAGGGCUUUCUAAAUAAAAUGGUACCAAAAGUUUCUAGCACCAUUUUUGGGAUAUUGGAUGUAAUGAUUUGAGCCUUCAGUUCCACUGCUUCAUACAAAAUACAGUCUCAUCUUUAUUGGAAUUGGUAAGUGGGGAGCAUAGCUGGGGUUUCCAAAGCAGUGAUUUGUACAAGAUCUUGGGUUCUGUCUUUGCUGUAAUGUGCCAGGAGGUAGUUUGUAUGCAUUCACUUGUUCUAUAUGAACUAACAGCAGUUGGUACAAUAUUUGGUAAGACCACAGAAUCAUCUAAAGUUGCCUAAACGAAUCAAAUCCCCUGUAGUAAGGGUGGGGUACCUGCAGAAUCCCCAACUGAUGGCUCUUUAGAUGCUGAACUACUGCUUCCAUUAUCCCUUAUCAGCCUGGCUAUGCUACUGAGAACAGGAGACCAGCAAUUUAGGAUGCUAUAUAACUAUUUCAAUAUAAUUAACAAUGUUGAGGUUCUGUAGGUUGAGAAUGAUUCAUUCCUGCAUGGAGGCUGUGCAGUCUGUUUGUGCCUACCAUAUCCAGAGGCAGGAGAUCCGUACAUCAGGAUGAUGGCUGAAAUAGGAUUUUGAUCUGGAUUAAGUUAAAAUGAGUCUUGUGACCAGUGGUUUAGUAGAGCCAAGGCUUGCAGAUUGAAAGCCCUAGGAAUUUUGACUAGCAGACUAUGACAGCAUCUGCCAUGCCCCUUGGACUCUCAGCAAUGCAUUGUUAUAAGCUAGUCCUGUUGCAAUUCAGUGUAUUUUAAACACAAAUCCUACUCCUAGUGCUGAUGAAAACUACAACACUGCCUCUUUCAUUUUUGGACUUUUGUUAGUGUUACUAUCAUAAAGGUCUGUGUUUCAUCAGUUUAUCACCAUACCAGUGCUUGACCUGGCCUAAAGAUUUAACAAGUUCUAUUUGUAAUUAUCAGUGGGCUGGGGCCUGUGAAAUCUUAUGCCAAAUAAAAUACACAAGUCUUUAUUGCA
Sceloporus undulatus (fence lizard) is the source of this 5944-nucleotide messenger RNA. It is a transcript of the gene EXOC8, whose product is annotated as exocyst complex component 8. NCBI's taxonomy places the organism in Eukaryota, Metazoa, Chordata, Lepidosauria, Squamata, Phrynosomatidae. The record is from RefSeq and is a predicted model, not a curated record. The transcript is spliced from 2 exons. Gene Ontology annotation, biological process: Golgi to plasma membrane transport; exocytosis; intracellular protein localization. Gene Ontology annotation, cellular component: exocyst. The coding region runs from base 81 to 2258 and encodes 725 amino acids.